UUAAAAAGUGAAAUCAUAAUAAUGGUAUCGACAUAUCUUAAUAUCAAUUAAGAUAAGAUUUUUGGCCAUUAUACAACAAAAACCCUAACAUAAUAUAAUAUUAAUUUUUUCGUGAGUACACUUUUGUACUGAAAUGCUACUCUUAUAUUUAAUGCACCAAGAUCACCACGUAGCCCUAUUGAUACGUGUAUUGCUGUUGUUGAACUUGUGUCUUUGCUAUUCGCUUUUGUACUUAGCGCACAAGUUGUCUGGCAAAUACUAACCGUCAACCAAAAUGAACAGUAACGGGGAUGAAGACGCAAAGUCGUUGUUCUUAAAAGGAAUCGAGUACGAACGCGAUGGUAAUCACUACGACGCAACAAAAUGCUACAGGCGCGCUUUCAAAAUGGACCCAGAUAUCGAAGACAAAAUAACAGACGAGGACGUAGCUGCCUUGCGCCAGACUGAAAGCUCGGACGAAAGUGACAGCGAGGAAGAUUAUGACAGCCAAGAAGAUCUGUAUGUAAGACUUCAAAGAGUUAUCGAACCGCAAAUAUGUUUUCCCGAACACUCGCAACAAGCCACUCACUUUUCAGCUCUUCCGACAGAACUUGUACUGUAUGUAUUUAGAUGGGUCGUAUCGUCCGACUUAGACUUGCGAUCAUUAGAGAUGUGUGCGACUGUUUGCCGUGGAUGGUAUUUAUGUGCUAGAGACCCAGAACUGUGGCGUCGUGCAUGUUCAAAAAUUUGGAAUAAAUUGAAUAUUGACGAUUUAGCUGCAGUCGAUGGCAGUUGGCGAAAGAUGUUUAUUGAGCGUCCUCACGUACUGACGAUAGGAUGUUAUAUAUGUAAAAUAUCCUAUAUGCGACAAGGAGAAGAGUCGUUUCAAGACUUGAGUUAUGGCCCAUCCUUAAACGUUGUUUAUUAUAGAUAUCUCAGGUUUUUCUCCGAUGGCCGUGUUAUCAUGAUGUUAUCCAGUAGUGAGCCUGGUAAAAUUGUACAGAGAUUGAAGUCAAAAGCACUGGCACCACACGACGUCUGCCUCGGUUACUAUCAACUGUCCGACAAUCAAUUAUUAUUGAAACUCGACAGUAAAGUGACAAAAGCAGAGCAAAAUAAUAAACAAAGACAUCGAUUAGAAAAUGUUCAAAGGAAAACUACAUACUAUAUGACCUUGGAAAUUUUAAAACACAAAUCCAAGCAUAACCACAAACUAACAUGGAAAGAGUAUGAAAUUGUGCACCGCAACCGAAUCAACAAAUUAAUGACUACCAAAUACGAUUUAUCUAGUAAUCGUUUUCCUCCGUUUUUAUAUUCACGGGUGAAAAGUUAUACGACUGAAUCUGACAAUGUCUUGUAAAUAGGUGUAAUUAAAAUGUAUUUAUUAUUGUUAAAUUAAUUUUAUUUUUUUUUUGUUUUAAAUUUUCAAUGUAUAAAUAUAAUAUUCCGUUUGUGCCUUGCGUACUUACCUAUGUCUUUAAA
Molecule: messenger RNA, 1461 nt
Organism: Adelges cooleyi (spruce gall adelgid)
Lineage: Eukaryota; Metazoa; Arthropoda; Insecta; Hemiptera; Adelgidae
Product: F-box only protein 9
Exons: 7
Coding region: 275-1339 (354 amino acids)
Biological process (GO): SCF-dependent proteasomal ubiquitin-dependent protein catabolic process
Cellular component (GO): SCF ubiquitin ligase complex
Molecular function (GO): protein binding
Source: RefSeq, a predicted model, not a curated record